CACACCGGCUGGUGGGUAGCAGUGGUGCCAGCCUUUCGCGAGCGCGCGCGCGCGCUUGUGCGUCUGGCUGACAGACCUGAAGCAGCAGUGGGACUUCUCCGAAGAGGCGGUACACUGACUCGCCUGAGGCUCCUUUCUCUCUCGCUCUCUCUCUCUCUCUCCAGCAAGGGCUCAUCUGCAAACUUGCAGCGGGGGCUGGCAGCUGAAAGCCAGUCAGCACGCAGUUCGGGGCUCUCCUUGCCCCAAGGCUCCCCAGAGUGGGAGGGUGCCUGGAUAGAGCAGGGGCUAGGGCGGGUGGGGCAUUGUGAGGGGCCAGGGGCCGAAGCUCCUCCUCCUGUUCUUGGUACCCGAGCUUGCUCUUGAAGAAGAUGAAGCCCCUGGGUGUGGGUCGAAGCACUGAUUUCCAGCAACCAGAGGGGAAGGUUCAAGACCCAAGAUCAGCUAGUAAGUGCUUAAGAGCCCGAGGCAGGCUGAGUCCCUGAGGCGCAUUUCUGGUUUGAGAGACGCUGGAUAGCUCUUUCCUUCUUUGGCUAGGGGCAGGACUAACGGUCUUGGGGGUCCAAGGGGAGAGUAGAGAGACAGUCCCUUUUGAGCUCUGGAACAGUCUUCGCGUAGCCGCCGCCCCUCAGUGCCGGGAACAGGCACCUCAUCUUCAUCGUUCUCCUCCUCUUCCUCCUCUUUCUCCUCCGCAGAAGCGGUGGGCUAGGGGACCCAGGUUAGCUUCUCCACUUCCCUUUAGUCCCGCGGGAGCCAGCAGCAGCGAGUCACCAGAGCGCCCGAGUGCAGCCAGCCAGCCAGCCGCCUUUGCGGGGGGUCCCGCCUGCCUGGCCACAGGGGGAUGGAGGUGCGGCGGGCUCCGAGCUGCAGCCCGGAGUCCAAACUUCAGCGCGGGCUUUCAGUGGAGCAGCUGCCGCCGCCCCCCCUACCGCCGCUGCUUCGCCUUCUGGCCUGAGAGCAGGACCAUGGAUGAAAGAUUCAACAAGUGGCUGCUCACGCCGGUGCUCACGCUCCUAUUCCUGAUCAUCAUGUACCAGUACGUGUCCCCCACCUGCACCAACUCCUGUACCAACUUCGGGGACAAGUUCCGCUCUGGGGAGUCCGGACAGGUUGCAGCUGCCCCAGCAGGUCCCCGAGAGGACCAGCAGCAGCCACCACCCCCGGACCAGCAAGCCGAGAUUUCCGGGGCACCAGCGGCACAGCUCUCCGGGCCAGUUCAGGAGGCGGAGGAGGAAUUCGAAGAGUUGGAAGAGGAGGAAGAAGAGCAAGAUCGAGAGUCCCCGGACAAUGGCUCUCUCCCCAAAUUUGUGCCCCGCUUCAACUUCUCGGUGAAGGACCUGACCCGUUUCGUGGAUUUCAACAUCAAAGGCCGGGACGUGAUCGUCUUCUUGCACAUCCAGAAGACUGGGGGCACGACCUUCGGGCGGCAUCUGGUGAAGAAUAUCCGGCUGGAGCAGCCCUGUAGCUGCAAGCCUGGCCAGAAAAAAUGCACCUGCCACCGACCCGGCAAAAAAGAGACGUGGCUUUUCUCGCGCUUCUCCACAGGCUGGAGCUGUGGGCUGCACGCAGACUGGACAGAGCUCACCAACUGUGUGCCGGCCAUCAUGGAGAAGAAGGACUGCCCUCGAAACCACAGCCGCACCAGGAAUUUCUACUAUAUCACAAUGCUGAGGGAUCCAGUGUCCCGUUACCUGAGUGAAUGGAAACACGUCCAGAGAGGGGCCACUUGGAAGACAUCUCUUCACAUGUGUGAUGGGAGAAGCCCGACUCCAGAUGAGCUGCCUACCUGCUACCCAGGGGAUGAUUGGUCUGGUGUCAGCCUGAGGGAGUUUAUGGAUUGUGGCUAUAAUCUAGCCAACAAUCGCCAGGUUCGUAUGCUGGCAGACCUUAGCUUGGUGGGAUGCUACAACUUGACUUUUAUGAAUGAGAGUGAGCGGAAUACGAUCCUGUUGCAGAGUGCCAAGAAUAACCUGAAGAACAUGGCCUUCUUUGGGCUUACAGAAUUUCAGCGGAAAACUCAGUUCCUUUUUGAGAGGACAUUCAAUCUCAAGUUCAUCUCCCCCUUCACACAGUUCAACAUCACAAGGGCCUCUAAUGUGGACAUCAAUGAAGGGGCCCGCCAGCACAUCGAGGAGCUGAAUUUCCUGGACAUGCAACUUUAUGAGUAUGCAAAAGACCUUUUCCUACAACGCUACCAUUACACCAAACAGCAGGAACACCAGAGGGACAGGCAGAAGAGGCGGGAGGAGCGGAAGCUGCUAAAGGAGCAUCGGGCUCAUCAGUGGCAGAAGGAGGAUGAGACGACUGUCACAGAGGACUAUAACAGUCAAGUAGUCCGAUGGUGACAUAUUCUGUUUCUCCUCCCAUGGAGGUAGGAGGACCAUGGACAAUGUUGGUGUUUUGCUGAAUCAUCUAAGGGAGUGAUCAAAAUGAGCCAUGAUUUCUGAGUGUAUGAGACCUGAUUUGAACAUCUGCCCUUCCUCUAUCUUUUUCCUCCCUUAAAUUUUAACCAGCUGAAGGAGUAGUUCCUCUUGUUUUUUUCUUGACAUUUUUCAAUGAUAUUAAAUAUGGUAGAAUGACAUCCCAAACAAACAACUCUAAAAGACUUACACCAAGAUGGGGAACCAAGAAGUCUGUUUUUAAUCUUCUUCUUUUCAUCUGCACAAUAGAAGAAUGAUAUAAGAAGUCAAAGCCAGCAGUGACAUAAAUGUAAUAUCCAAGCUGGGGCUUGGGAGUUCUGUAGAAAUCGGUCUGUUUUAACAAUAUCUUUGUAACAGUAUUGUAGGACUAUUUAUAGGGAUCAAAAAAGGAAGAGAGAGAGGAAAAAAGAAAAACAAUUGUAGAUUCUGAAUCAAAAAAAGAAGAGAAUGUCAUCUACUGCUGUGUUGAAUCCAUGCUAGAGGAUGAAAUAUGUGGGCCCUUCUUCACCUUUUGACUAUGAAUGGCCCAACUCUGGAUGUGUCUUAGAACACAAACAAAAGGCAACCACUGCUGCCCUAGUCUUACUGUGAACAUCAUCCUAGGCAGAGGCCAAAAAACUUCCCCAUCAUCCUUUUCUAAAAAUAAGGUCCUGUUAAGUGACUGAGUAUAGCCAUUUAAAAAAAGAUCAUAAUUAGUGAUCUCUCACCUAUAAGUGGAUGCCAUUUUUUUUCCUAAAAAUUGAAAAUGGAACUGGAAAUAAGAUAUAAGGAAAGUGGUGUCCAUCAAAUGAAGCAUAUUUAUUAAAUGAAUAUGUGUAUUUUUCCAAGGAAAAUGGAAGCAUCUAUCUUUCUUGUUAUAACACUGCCCAUAGGACUUAAAUUCUGCUAUGAUAAUGGAACUGUAAAGUUUUAGCGUGAAAUUUGAUAAGGCAGCUAGCAUGUGUACAAGGUUAUUGUCCUCAAGUUGUUCUAUGAAUAACAUUAUACACUGGCUACCAUGAAUGAGUGUUUGAUAUGGGAUAAUAAUUCCAGAUUUUCAGUGAGACAGGACUUAAUGAUGUCUCAAUAUCUUCACUCUAAUACAUUUUUCUUCAUUCUUAAACCUUUGAUUGUUGUAGGAAUAAAUCUGUGAUAAUACUUAAUACAUGAAACCAUGAUAUAUCAAAUUGGAAGCUGAUGCUCCUCAGAUAUUUCCCAUUCUUCUUGACCUUGUACAAAUGACAUGAACAAAAUAAACAGGAAAAUAAAUGAAAACCUAUGAAAUUGUGGGAGAAGGAAUGUCUGUAAUGUAUUCUGUCAUGUCAUCAAUUACAUAGAAGGAUGUGGAUGCCUUGAAAGAUGAAGCUGGAAAGUUCCUACCAGAAGCAUGACAUGAACACAAGUAGGAUCUGCAAAGUGAAUUGGAAAAAAUAUUUAUUUUUGGUGAUCCAAGUUAAAAGUUUGGAAGGCAACUGACUUUCUUGAACUAUCCAUCUCACCCUCAACAUAAGUCCCUUGGGUUGGAGAGUCCAUAAAUCAUUCAAUUAAUGAAACUUCAUUGAGUGACUAGUGAAAGCAAGGGUAUGUGUCAUGUACUGAAGGAAGAGAGGAAUUCUUUAGACAAAUAUUUGAUGGUGAUGAAAGGGUAGAUGAGUUCUUUCUUCCAUGAUCCUCAAUUGAGUCAGUAAUCCCAUUAUCCAUAAACAAAAGCUAGAGUUAGAUCUAGAUGAGUGGGUGAUGGAGUCAAACACUGACAGCAGCAUCCCUUCAGUAUCUGGGAUGAGCCAGCUGAUGUUACUCAGAUGGGUUUGUUUGUUAUCCAUGAGGAUGGUGUAAGGUUAAUAGUUUCAAUUUCACUGUGGCCUAAAGCCUAAAGCAUGUGGGAAGUCACUCCCUCUCCACCCCACACAUGUAUAUCCCUCCACCCCAUCAAAAAUGUCAUUAUCAUGAAUGAGUUGGCAACUCUACUUUUGGAGCCAUGAAAAGAAAAUAUAAAGGGGCCACAUAAAUAUGUCUCAUUAGAUGAUAGAGAUUAAUUUGACAAUAGAUUUGUCUGACAAGACAUCAGUGUUUUCCAUCCUGAUGAUUUGUCUGUAAGGUGGGGAGGGGAAAUAAGGAGAAGGGAGAAAAAAGAGAGUUACAGCUGGAAUUAAUGAGCAGAUUUUUACAGCUUUAUUUUUUUUGCUGUGAAUAUGGUAUGGUUCUGCUGAGACUGGCAGUGCUGCAAAUUUUCCCUUCUGCCUGCUGCUGGGGGAACAUACACAAGUAGGCAUGCACAUGGGCAGGUGAACACACCGUGUGUGACACACACACACACACUUUGCAGUAAUGAUCCAGCUUUAUGUCAUGUGGAAUUCAAAAUAAGUUAGGGAGCCUUUGAAUUUUUUUUGUUGUUAAUCUCACUUUUAAAAUAUUGGCAAGGAAUUAAUGCAUCUCUAAGCUGUCAACUACUAACAUCAUGCUGUUCCUGAGGCAGAGGGAAUUUAUAUCCCAAGGCUUUCCCCAGCAUCAUUGCUGCUUGCUUGAUAUGUGGAGCUCCACUGGAGAUGGGAUAUCAGGCUAUUCAGAAGGGCAGCCAUCUAUUUGGCUUGGCCCAAGGCCAAGAUUUAGCAUAUUUAACAGGCAGCCCUAGUCUUGAUCUGUUAUAUUCUUUUAAUAGAAAGCAGCCUCUGCAAUGGUCUCAAAUCUGCAAGGUACUAAGAGGAUAAUAUGGUAAUGUAAGCGGAAAGGUGAAGAGGUACUAUCUUCACUGCAAACCAAAUUCAUACCUGCUAGCUGAGUGGAAGAUUAUUAUCUAACUAUUACCCGGGCCUGGGCAGUCUUACAAGUUAAGUCAGCAACUUUAAGAUGAAAACACAAAUCAAUUCUAGUUAUUGCAGUAUCCAAAGCUCCAGAACAGCAAGAAAAAAAAAGCAAACAAACAAAAAACCCUAGGGAGUUCCAUAUUGGAUGAAAUCCAAUCAAACUCAGCUCUACAUCCACUAGCCUUUCACUUUCUCUCUGCAGUGGUUCUCUCCAUAGCCUGACCAUACUGUGGGUUUACAAAUGGUUUUAUUAAGGACAAUAAAUAUUUAUGAAGUGCCUCCUACAUGCAAGGCACUAAGAUAUAUGAGUCCCACUCUGCUUUCUUUAGACAAAUGUUUGGCUAACCAAAGAGAUCCAAUGUGUUCCCUUUUCUUGAUGAGUAUAUAAAACUGGGGUAUACUUGUUAAUCUUUGAUAAAGUCAGUGAUAUCCCCAGAUAAUAGUAUAAUGCACACUAUCCAUAAGAAAUUCAGAAGCCAGAGUCCUUGCCCUUAAAUGUAAUCUUGUACAGUUUUAUCUGCUUUCACUAAAGUACUGAGAUUUGGAGACUCAACUGAUAGGAUUAAAGUAAACUUCUUUCAAAUGUCUGAAAAGAAGAAGUAUUGUCUUUGGGGAUUGAUUCUACUAGGUAGGCUAUUAAAAGUAACUGUUAGUACAGGGUUUUAAGAAAUAGAUCUUAGGUGUGGGGGAAUAAUCUGAUUUUGAGGGGGAUGCCAUUUGUUUCAUGACAUACCUGUAUUUCAUCUGCUUUAACUAAAAUAUUGCAAUUUGGAGAUUUAAUUGAUGUUACUAAAGUAAAUAUCUUUCAAAGGACUAAAAUAAGGAAAUAUUGUCUUUGGGGAUUGAUUCUAAUAGGUAGAUUAUUAAAGGUAACUAUUGGUACAGGUUUUUAAGAAAUACAUCUAAGGUAUAGGGGAAUAAUGUGCUAUAAAUCAGGAGUUUUGAGGGGUUGCCAUUUAUUUCAUGAUAUACCCAUAUCUUAUAAGAUAAAAGUGAGAUCAAGAAUAAUGUCUAAAUUUUGUUUAGAACUUUCUAUUUUGCAAUAUUUGAUCAAUUGCAAUAUUGAGCGAUCAAAAAUUGAUCAAUAAACAUUUCAAGUAUCUCCAAAGUGGCAGGCACCAUGCCAGGUGCUAGGUAAACAAAGAUAAAAAUUAAAUAGUCCCUCAAAUUAAAUAGUCCCUUAAAUAGAUUAAAUAUAAUCUUCCACUUAAGAAGAUUACAUUCUAUCAGGGGAGAAUGUGUGUGUGUGUGUCUGUACGCAGACAGACACACACACACACACACACAUAUGUAUAAAGAGAGAGAGAGAGACAGAGAGAAAACGUGCAAAAUAAAUAUAAAAUUAAUACAGCUUGACUUAUGGAGAGAGGACUCUUAACAAUUAAAGGUUGAGGAAAAACUGUAUGUAAAAGUUUGUUCAUGAGCUGAAUCUUGAAGGGAUUUCUAGGAGGAAGAGAUACAUUUCUAGGAGAAAGAAUACAUUGUAGAAAUGAGAAAUGACCACUGUGUAAAUAUAGACAUAGGAGAUCCCUCCAGUACGUUUCUUUGGUUUUUGUUUUAGAAAAUAGAGCCACUAUUAUUUUCCCCAAUCAACAGCUAAAGAAACAGAGGCUCAGAGAAGCUAAGUGAGGUCACAUCUCUAAAUGUGUGUGGAAGCUAGAAUAGAUCACUUGAUCAUAUGGACUCCAAUGGGUAUUUUUUGUUUGUUUGUUUUCUAUUCAUCAUGCUGUGAUGAUGGAUAAUUCCUAGAGUUAGAAGAAAGAAGAAAAUGGAAAACCUCAAUUUUGACAUUCUCUACAAUAAUCUUCUCAUGGAACUAACUACCAGUACAUUGUAGGUUAGCCCUACAAUGAAAUUCAACUUGCCGUGGCUUCCUGAUGGGUGUGAUAAAAAUCAGUGAAUACUAAAUAGUAUUUGAUAUAAAGUAAGAGAGGAGAGGGGAAAAAAAGCUAUGUGAUCUUUAUUCUAAUAUAAUUGCAAUUUCCAGAAUAAAGAAUAAAUAAGCAGAAUAAAUGUUUAUUGAAUCAUUUUUUUUAAAAGUAGAUAUAAUCUCUGUUUAUUUGUUUAAUAACUGGCCUAAGAGUAAAUAGAAGACAACCACCUAUUAGGGAUGUGGAUUAGCCCUGACCCCUCAAAAACUUCAACCCUUAACUCUGUGGUAAUGCUUGAAAUUUUAGAUUUCUUUGGAUCUUAAAUGAUUUUUGUCUCCAAAAAUUCCAGAUUAAAAAAUAGAUGCUCUUUUUGGGAGGGGGAUUUGGGCUUAGUAAUCAGAAAUAAUACCAUAAAGAAAGUAGUUCUCAAUUACCACCUCAAUAUCAAAAGGUUACUAAUGCCUUUCCACUUUUCACAGCCAAUUGAGAACAAUGACUCAUAGAAAUAGGACAAAAGAAAGAUGCCUGAUUUUAAGGCAAAAUUCUAGGAUUAGAGACUUAGAUACUCAAAGGUGAGACAAGAAGGUUCCAAAAUAAACUUUUUCUACCACCCAGUUUUGCCAGGGCUGGCCCUUUGGCAGAUUAUAAUUUUCUGGGCACUGGCAGCAAAAGUAGAAAAUAAAAGAUUAUGAGGAAAUAGACAGGAACACUGGGGCAAAUACAACAAAAAUUAAAAUAGUCCACUAUAAAAUCCAUUAUUGGAUUUUUUUGGAUUAUUUUAUGGAAUGAAGAUAAGAUGGGAAGGAUCAGAACUAACCAGAGCAGUGGGCAAGGAAUCAUCACACUUCAGUCAUCUGUACUUCUAUCUUCUGAUAAUCAUAUUUUCACUGACAGACAAAUUGUACCCCUCUAAUAUCCUCCAAGAUAUCCAAACUUCCUGCCUACUUAUUUGCCUACAGCUUUGUAGACAAUAGCUCCAUACAUAUAUUAGAGUUACCUGGGGACUCAUCCAUACUCCUUUCCCCAAUACUUCCUGACUUCCCUUCCUAUUCUUCUUAGGCCUUUUAUUUAUCUAUUCUUUCCCAAUUCAGUUAGUACUUAUCAUCAAAUAUUCUGCCUCUCUCUAGCAUAUCUGGUCACUUCAAAUUUAACAUUGAAAUUGUUUAGUAAACUUGCCCUUGGAAGUGUCCCAGAUAUGAGACCUAGGCAGAUUUACUGCUUCAUUAAUGUCUUCAAAUCCUAUUGACAAAAGGUAAAUUGAUAGACUCAACCCAUUGGGAAGAGGAGCUGCAUUUGUCAGAGAAAUGCAUGGCUUUAUAAAUAGGAAAUGUCUGUGAGACUUUACUGCCCUUAAUACCUAGAACAUUGCCUGGAGCCUCUGAUUAGUCUAGAUUCUAAGAUCCCAAAGCACAAGUGGCUGAUGAGCUCAUGUUCUAAGCUAUUUGAAGAAAAGAUAAGAAUUUUAAACUUGGUGGCCCACCAGAUCACUAUGCUAGCAUUCUUGUUCUGCUUCUGGGCAGUGACAAAUCCAAGCACAAGUGUCAGUAGUGGAAAGGUUGAAUCUUCUUUGGUGACAGCAGUGACAUGUUCUGAUGAAAUAAAUCUCUUGAAUGUUUCGAUUGUUAUCAGGUUUUUCUACCAUCAUUUCCCUUAAUACAUUCCCCCAGUGAUUGCAACAAUAUUUUCUAUAUUUUACUUGUAUUCCUUUUCAUUACAAAAAAAAAAAUCAAUUAUACAUUAGAAGGAAAACCUGAAUUUUCCAUCUGGUGCCACAUUUUAGGUGAAAAGGUAGUUAUUCAGUAGAUGGUAAUUAUUUUGUCCUGAGGGACUUUCCCUUUGUUUCUGUGCAAUAAUGUGUAUGAACUUGGCUACUCCAAGACUGUAUUGUGCAUUAUCAACUUUUCUUGCUAUUUAAAAAUGGAUAGUUUGUAGAACUGAGGAUUUUCAUUGAUGUAAAGCACAAUUUAAUGAAUAAGUUAACAUAUUAAACCAUUGUGAUGUCAAGAA
Sarcophilus harrisii (Tasmanian devil) is the source of this 9078-nucleotide messenger RNA. It is a transcript of the gene HS6ST3, whose product is annotated as heparan sulfate 6-O-sulfotransferase 3. Gene Ontology annotation, cellular component: membrane. The record is from RefSeq and is a predicted model, not a curated record. Bases 963 to 2342 code for a protein of 459 amino acids. Lineage: Eukaryota; Metazoa; Chordata; Mammalia; Dasyuromorphia; Dasyuridae. Gene Ontology annotation, molecular function: heparan sulfate 6-sulfotransferase activity. The transcript has 2 exons.